UUUUCAGGCAUAGAGGAAUUUAUAAUAUUCCAUUUGAAAAUUAUAUUGCAUUGGCUAUGUUUGUUGUUCACUAUUUUCAAAGAUCUUUGAUUUAUCCAUGGCUAAUCAGAGGUGGAAAACCUACACCUAUUCAUCUUUUUCUACUUGGAUUUAUAUUCGCUACCUGGAAUGGUUAUAUACAAGGAUGCUUUCAUGUUAAAUAUGCUAAUUACGGGAAAGGAUAUUUUUGGACAUUUGGAAGUCUAUUCGGCAUUUUUCUCUUCCUCACUGGAAUGUUCAUUAAUUUACGUGCAGAUUCUAUUUUGCGAACUCUUCGACGCCCUGGUGAAAAAUGUUAUAAAAUUCCUCAUGGUGGUAUGUUUAAAUAUGUAUCUUGUGCUAAUUUUCUUGGAGAAAUUAUUGAAUGGAUUGGUUAUGCAAUUUAUGCUCAAUCAACUGCUUCUUUAGCCUUUGCACUCUUUACCGCUGCCAAUACAAUUCCCAGAGCUAAAUUACACCACAAAUGGUAUUUGAACAAAUUUGAAAAUAAUUAUCCACAAGAUAGAAAAGCAGUUAUUCCGUUUAUUUAUUGA
Messenger RNA from Meloidogyne enterolobii, 572 nucleotides. The record is from the annotation of a GenBank genome assembly. Lineage: Eukaryota; Metazoa; Nematoda; Chromadorea; Rhabditida; Meloidogynidae.